AUGGGAUUCUUUACUAUCGGCAAGAAAAAGCACCCGAAGGAAGUGCAUAAAGAGCAGAGCAAGGGAGCUGCGGGGAAGCGCUCGGGGCGCUCGAUCGAAACUGCAGCAGCACGCGCGCCUGCAGCUGUUCCCGUUCACGGGUUGCAAGGAUCGAAAAGUGGGGAUGCGGCUCCGGUGCGUGCACGACAGGUGGCGCGCGCCGACGUUGGUGGGCGAAAACCCGGUGAGACUUCUCAACCGGCCAAAGCCGGGCAGCGCCUCCUUCAGCAGCAGGCGUCUCAACGUCCCAGCGAGCAGUCUAUACCAGUUGCCAGCGUCAAGGGGGCGGUAGGGGCGUCGGGCUCUGCUCGCCGUCGCUCGCUGGUGCCGCGUCAGGUUCCGACGAGUGUGCGGGCUGCGGCGGAGGAGGCCAGUGCGCGAGCCGACGCCGACGCUGGGCACCGGAGAACGGACUCAGCAUCAUCCAGCAGUAUUGGAAACGGCUGCAGCUCGAACACGCCUGUGGAGAACUGGGCAGCUCCGCAAGCCGAGGUCCAGCUGCUGCGAGUGGCACGAAUCGCUGCUCGGAGCGAUGAGGCACGUCGAAAGCUCGUCGAGCGCGAGGCGAUCCCGUUCCUGGUGUCGGCGCUGCGUGACGCGAAGACUUCUGAUCUAGGCAAGUCGCAUGCAGCCUUUGCGCUGGCGGAGCUGUCGGUACUGGAAGAGCUUGAAGAAAAGCUGGUGCGUGCCGACGCACCAUCUGCACUCAUUGGAUUUGUGCGUUCCGUGAUUCCAGAGCUUGCCACUGCAACCCGCACCACAACGUCUUUGGUAGAGUGCGGAGCGAGCGCUGCGCUCGGGGUGCUACUCUCCACAUUGGCCUCAGCGACACGCGCGCUCCGGAAUCUCACGGCUGGGAGUCCGCGCACUGCCGAAGGAAUGGUCCGUUUGGGCGUUAUCCCCGCGCUCGUGCAGGUGUUAUCCGCCCCCCAGGUCCUGGUCGAACAUGAAAUCAUGCAGGGCGCGAUGGUUGAAGCGACCGGAGCCUUCGGAAACAUCGCCCAGGAGCCACCGUGCGCACUCGCACUGGUGAAGGCCAAGUGCAUCAAGGCGAUUCUUCGACACAUUGAUGCCUUCCGCAAGCCAGCAGAGCGAGCCGAGUUCAACUUCCAUGUUGCCAGCAUUAUUGCCGAGUUAUCGCUUCAGAGCGGUGCUGUCCACGACUACUUGAUAGAUAUCGGGGUGUUUCCCGCACUUGCCAGGCUCAUCGCGUCCGAACUUGCGAGCGGUCAGCUUUGGCACGAGUUCGACCGUGCCCCCUCUGCAGACCAUUCGCACGUCUUCCGUGCUAGCGACACCAUUGCCGAAGCGUGUCGAGCGUUUGGCAACUUGGGUGCAACCGCACGCGGUCGUGCAGCUGCCCGUAACUGGCCCCUCGUCACGCAAACGCUCUGUCGUUUCAUCGAGCAGUGCGAGCAGCGACAGGCUACGCACUAUUUCGAGUCUGCGUCCACAAACCCCCUGGCAGACGCUUGCAGGGCGCUGGCGAACCUGUGUCUCGAGGCUGCGACCGCUCGCGUUGCUGCCUCUCUGAGCGUUGACCUGCCCCUGCUGUCGAUACUGGAGCUUGCGAAACCCGCCGGGGAGCUCAGCUCCGAGACUCGCCGUGCACUCAUCGUUCUUGCCCGUGCGGGCAGCGAUAUUCGACAAACACUCCUGACGCACCUGCGUCAGUGCUCGAUACGAAGCGUUCAGAGUGGACGCUCUGAGGCAGCACUCAUCGACCUGCGAUCUGCGCUUGUCCGGAGCGCACCCGAGGGGCAACGCUCAAAGAGCAACAACCUUGCCUCGGUAGCUGUGGAAGGACAGGUCUCUGCGCUAGCACCGCUAUCACUCAAAUGUAGACCACUGCGGCCGUCCGUUGGUGCAUUCCAGUCGACCGGUCGAACGGUGACCAUGCGACCGCUAGCGAAUGCCCAGAAAGAUCAUUUCUACACCGUAGAUACCUUUGAGCUGGGCCAGGUUCUCGGUCGCGGUGGUUACGGUGUCGUCUACAUGGCACGCAACGUUCGAACCAACGAAAUCGUGGCCAUCAAAUCGUUCCACGCGGUGGAUAGCGGCCAGACGCUCUACACCGUGGAUCCGAGGGCCUUCAAGGAGCAGCGUCUGUGGCAACGUUUACGGCACGAGAACAUUGUCGAGUACAAGGGGUCAUUUAUCGGCGAGAAGGGCGAUCUGAACCUCGUGAUUGAAUAUGUGGACGGGUGGUCGCUCGCAGAACACUUGGCCCAGUUCAACGAGUUCCACGAGCCGCUGGUACGCGAAAUCACGCGUCAGGUGCUGCACGGUCUGCGAUACCUGCAUUCCCACGGGGUCACGCAUCGCGACCUGAAACCGGGAAAUAUCAUGGUGAACCAGAACGGAAUGGUGAAAAUUACCGACUUCGGCGUGAGUUCAUGUGUUGAUCUGCAGACUGCCGGCAGCGGACACACCAUGGUCGGAACGCCCUGGUACAUUGCACCGGAAAUGAUUGAAGGACGACCCUAUGAUCACAGCGUGGAUAUCUGGAGUCUCGGGUGCACGGUGCUGGAGCUCGCCACCGGUCGCAGACCGUAUCACACGCUCAAUGCCAUGGCAGCACUUUUUCGAAUGGUCCAAGAUCGCAUGCCACCAAUACCCCCGAACCUAUCCGCUGAGUGCGCCUCCUUUCUCAAAGCGUGUUGGGUAUGGGAACCAUCCAAGCGUCCGAGUGCUGCGGACCUCUUGAAGCAUCCGUUUGUGCGCUUGGAAGUGACGAGCAACAGCGCCGCUCGAGUCUGA
Molecule: messenger RNA, 2799 nt
Organism: Cyanidioschyzon merolae strain 10D
Lineage: Eukaryota; Rhodophyta; Bangiophyceae; Cyanidiales; Cyanidiaceae
Product: probable MAP kinase kinase kinase
Exons: 1
Coding region: 1-2799 (932 amino acids)
Biological process (GO): protein phosphorylation
Cellular component (GO): cytoplasm
Molecular function (GO): ATP binding; protein serine/threonine kinase activity; protein binding
Source: RefSeq, a predicted model, not a curated record